Messenger RNA from Cicer arietinum (chickpea), 1581 nucleotides. Its product is annotated as microtubule-binding protein TANGLED-like. The record is from RefSeq and is a predicted model, not a curated record. Gene Ontology annotation, molecular function: microtubule binding. Gene Ontology annotation, cellular component: microtubule associated complex; preprophase band. Gene Ontology annotation, biological process: regulation of phragmoplast microtubule organization; cytokinesis by cell plate formation. NCBI's taxonomy places the organism in Eukaryota, Viridiplantae, Streptophyta, Magnoliopsida, Fabales, Fabaceae.
UUUUAAUAUACGUAGUGAUUUAUUUGUAGUAUUUUUUUUUAAAAAAAAAAACAGAAUGGCGCAAGAAAGUAGCCGGUAGGUUGAGUUUACCGUUGUAGAUUGGACCGUUACCAUUAUGAUCAUUGGAUUCGUGACUAUCAAUGAAGGUUUCAACCUUUCUGUCUUUGUCUUCACACUUCGGUUCCGAAACAAACACAACCACGUUUGAGUUUGAGACUGAGAAACAUAACAAAUUCACUUGUAAAUCAAACAUGGUUGCAAGAACCUCACCAACACAAAAUAAUAUGUUAGCUUUUUUCAAUCCUGUUAUAAUUAGAGAAACACUCAACAAGGUUGAUAAGUGUAUGGUUCGGCUACAAGAACUUCAGUUCACUGUGACCGGUGGAACAAAGCUGGUUUCUGGAGUGAAUCUAAGCCCUCGCAGCACCAGAAGUUAUCUUAGAACAAGUCUUAGGUGCAAGCAAGAAUCUGUUAGGAUCAAGAAUAGUGCACAAAAAACAUCUCCAUUGGGGAAGUUUCCCAAGCCAGCUAAUUUAGGAGGUGAGUGGAGGCAAAUGUCAUUGCCUGCAAUGCUUGUAGGAGAAACUAUUGUAGAAAUUUUACAAGCAAGUCAAUUUGCAAGAGAAAUAGUUUCUUCAGUCUGUACAAAAUUCGCCACCGAGGACCCAAAAACUCCAUUAUCCCAACAUUCAAACCCGAAAGCAGACCCUGAAAACACAGAACUCAGAGCUAAAAGAAGGAAAGAGAAGCAAAAUAAACAACAAUCUGAUUCCUCACCAUUACCACCUCAACGAGCACGCUCCAGAAUCAACUUCAAGGUCUCUCCUCCAAAAAAAGUAAGAGACUUAGGUAAAGAGAAAGAGAAUAACAAUUAUUUAGCAAAUAGGGUUUCUCCUAGGAAUAGGCAAUGGGUUGAUAAGACAGUACUAUUCCCCGACCCUUUGUUCUCUUCAACUACUUCUUCUUCACAUCAGCAACAUUUUUGUGAGACAAGAUCACCUAUCAUAUCAAGAAAUAGAGUAACAACAUCACCACACAAGAUUCUGAUCAAAUCACCAAAUAGAGUAACAACAACAUCAUCGCACAAGUUCCGGAUCAAAUCACCUCAUAGGUAUCUGAUAAAAUCACCUCCACCUUCAUCCUCCAAAUUUCAAGGCAAGAUAAAAGGCACACCAAUAAGAUUGAGCUCUCCAAAGAGAUGUGGUGCUGCAUUGAAAUCGAGUCGACCAUUGUCUCCUUCUAGAUUGGCUGCUGCAUCAACAAAGAGCAAGAAAAGUGAUGGAAUAGUGUGUUUGAGCAAGAGUUCUCCAAAGAGAUCAGCUGCGUCUAAAUUUCGCCGAUCGUUCUCCCCUUCGAGGCUGAUAACAAGACUAGUUUUACCAUUGAAGAGCAACAAAAAUGUAGCGAAAAUUGAUGGCUUAGUUAGUGGAUUAAAACAGCGACCAGCAGCAACCACAAUGCAAUUUCCUGGUCCAAGAUUUAACAACAUAUUGUGAUAUAUUUUCAAUUUUGUUGUAUUUAUUUCACAAGCAAUUCUAUACUGUGUAUACAUAAUAAAUAUUAUUUUGUUUUUUGGUUUAA